Messenger RNA from Trichomonas vaginalis G3, 2478 nucleotides. RefSeq names its product biological adhesion protein. Bases 1 to 2478 code for a protein of 825 amino acids. The transcript has a single exon. Gene Ontology annotation, cellular component: microtubule organizing center. The record is from RefSeq and is a predicted model, not a curated record. Lineage: Eukaryota; Parabasalia; Trichomonadida; Trichomonadidae.
AUGAGUGACGAUGAAAGAGACGAUUCUAAGAAGGCGAGGGCUAUCCUCAAGCAGAAGACAGCCAGAAUUAGAGAGCUUGAGACCCAGAUGAGGUCUAUGAAGGCAGAAAAUAAUACAUUGUCGGCUGAAUUUAAUGAUAUAAAUCAAAAGAAAGCUGAAAUGGAAGUUCAACUCGGACAAUUACAGGAAGAACUUGCUUCUAAGAAUGAGGAGAUUAAAAAGUUAAUCUCUUCAGCUUCUGGUGGCGCCGAAGUUGACAAAAUCAUUGAAACUUUACAAAAUCGAAUCACAAAACUCGAAGAAGAAAGAAAUUCUGAAAGUGAAAUAUCUUACAAAGCACAAAUUUCCGAACUACAAAAGCAGAUCGAACAAUUAAAAGAAAAUGGAAACGUCGUUGUUGAUACAACAGAGAUAGAUUCAUUGAAAAAACAAAUAGAGCAACUCAACAAAGAAAAUGAAUCUCUCAAAUCAUCAGAUUCUGCUCAACUCCAAGCAGAAAUUGAAAAUUUACGUAAUGAGAUUGUAUCUCUGACUCAACAGAACGACGAAAUCCCUAAACUCAAGAAGUUAAUUGCAGAAUUACGCCAAGAAAACGAUCAAUUAAACGACGAAUUAUGGAAUGAUCAAAAAGGCGAAGAUAAUAGCGAAGAAUUAGAAGCAAAAGAUCGAGAAAUCGAAGAACUCAAGAAACAGCUCAAAUCUGUUAACACAACUGAAAUACAAAAGCUUAAAAAACAAAUCCAACAAUUACAGCAAGAACUCGAGUCAAAAGACAACGACGAUGAUGGCUGGAACAACAAUGAGCAACUCGAAGAACUACAAACCAAGUUAGCUGCAUCAGAAAAACAAAUAAUAACUUUACAAAAAGAAAAUGAACAGUUAAGGGCCAACCAGAAAGAAGAAGAUGACGGUUGGGGUGACCUUGAAUCAGAAAAACCUGACAAUUCUGAACUCCAAGAAAAAAUCACUUCACUUACGAAAGAAAAUGAGAGAUUAAAGGGUUUUGAAGCGAAUGUGAAGCAAAUGCAGGCUACAAUAGAGAACCUAAACAAGAAACAAGACGAAGCCAUCAAGAAUCUUCAGAAAGAAAAUGAAAAUUUGAAAAAUGAAAUCAAAAUUUUGGAAGAAAAUCAAAAAUCAGGUGAAAAUGAUGGAUGGGGAGAUGACGAAGAUGAAAAUACAGAGCUUAAGAACCAGAUUGAUCAAUUAAAGAAAGAAAAUGACAACUUAAAGAAACAAAUUCAAAAUUUACAAACAGAAAACCAGGAAUUGAAAGAAAAUCAAAAGGAAGAUGAUGGAUGGGGCGAUGAUAAUAACACAGAAGAGCUUUAUAAAGAAAUAGAAUCACUCAAAAAAGAAAAUCAGAAAUUAAUAUCAGAAAACAAGGAACUUAAAGCAAACCAGAAAGAAGAAACUGAAGGAUGGGGCGAAGAUGAAACAGAGGAGUUGAAAUCAGAGAUAGAAUCCCUUAAAAACGAAAAUAAGAAAUUAUUAUCCGAAAAUAAAUCAUUGAAAGACAGUAUAACCAAAUUAAACGAAUCCAAUAAGGCAGAUUCACAAGCUGAUUUAGAUAAAAUCAAGAAAGAAAACGAAGAUUUGCAACAAAAACUUGAUGAGACAGAACAAAAGCUUAUAGAGUAUGAAUUCCAACUUGGUGACCUUCAAUCAGAAGCUAGUCAAGCCAAGAACCUCCAAAAACAGGUUAAUAAACUUAAAUCACAAAAUGAAGAACUUCAAAAUCAACUUGAAGAUCUUCAGAAUGACGUAAUAGAAGAAUCUAAUGAAGCAAGACAGCAGACAGAGUCACUUCAAAGCGAAAACAAAACUUUGAAAAUGGAACUCGAUAAUUCAACAAAACAAAUCGAGGAACUUCAAGCAGAAAUAGAAUCACUUAAGGCUGCUUCAUCGAAUACUCCACAAAAUUCUCCAAUCCAAAAUCAAAGCCAAGAGGGAACUUCACCGGACGAUAGAAAAUUGAAGGACCACAGUGAAACAAAUGAAAGUGUUAGUCCAGAAAAACACGCAGAAAUCGAGAAACACCUUGAUGUUAUGACCGCGCAGAUCCUACAGAUGAAGAAGGAAGGAGAAGAAAUGUCCUCUCAACUCCAGAAAGUCACAAAAGAGAACAACGACCUCAAGAAACGCAUUAAAUCUCUUGAAGAAGAAAAGAAUGCAUCACAAGCUCAAAAGUUACAUGAAGAGUACGAGUUAAUGAAGAAACAAAACUCACAACCACAGAAAGAAGAAAAAGAAGAAAUUCAUCCUCCAGUGAAACAAGAAGAACAAAAACAAAGUGACAUAGAAUUCAAAUUUAACUACUUGAAAGAAGCACUUAAACACUUCUGCCAGGAAGAUGAAAACACACAAAAGAAGAUGAUUAAUCCAAUAUUAACUAUCCUCGGAUUUUCUAAAUCAGAUAUCGAAUCUACAAUGCAACAAUGGGACAAGUCCCAUAAGAAGCUCUUCGGACUGAUAUAA